AUGUCCAAAAUUUCUGCACGAGUGAUGAUAAUCUCUGACACUCACGAACAUAGCCUCAAUGGAGCGAGCAUGCCCGAGGUUGAUAUCCUCCUCCAUACUGGCGAUCUAACCAAUUUUGGUGAAUUGGAGGCCUUGAAAGAGUCCGUCAAGAUGAUGGGUACUAUCGAGGCCGAGUUGAAAUUGGUUAUUGCCGGGAAUCAUGACAUAUCCCUUGAUGCGCAAAACCGGGUUGAAAAUAUUUCUGACGACGAGUAUUCCGAAUAUCAUCAUUCCGCCCUCGAAAUCAUGACAGGUCAAUUGGCGAAAGAUGCCGGUGUUGUCUAUCUCAAGGAAGGUACUCAUACAUUCUCACUUAAGAAUGGUGCUAAAUUCACAGUCAAGUUUCAAUUGCCCACCAAUCCUAUUCCUGAAGGUGUUGAUAUCGUCAUGACUCACGGUCCUCCACAUACGAUUCUGGACCAAGUUGAUGGCUCUUAUAAAGGAUGUCGUAAUCUUCUUCGUGCCGUAAGCCGUGUUCGACCACUUAUGCAUUGCUUCGGACACAUCCACGAAGGAAAUGGCGCGAAUCUUGUAACCUGGAAACCAGAUGGUAGCAUAAAGGAUCCAUCAUCAGCUACACCGAUGGAGACAGAACAAGUUAAUGAGUAUCCAUAUACAAAUGAGUGGCCAAUCCAAUCUGGAAAACAAACUCUUAUGGUAAAUGCGGCGAUCAUGAUGAACACUGCAAAAGGAAUGCGUCCAAAUUAUAAGCCCUUCGUAGUAUCACUUGAUCUGCCUCGCCAUCAUUGA
Molecule: messenger RNA, 789 nt
Organism: Botrytis sinoallii
Lineage: Eukaryota; Fungi; Ascomycota; Leotiomycetes; Helotiales; Sclerotiniaceae
Exons: 2
Coding region: 1-789 (262 amino acids)
Molecular function (GO): hydrolase activity
Source: RefSeq, a predicted model, not a curated record